CACAUCUCAAGGUGCGGCGCACGCUUUUGAAUGAGGUUUUUAUCUACCCAAAGCCCUCCUGCGUUAAUCCUACUCAGACAAACCACUUGUGCUGAUCUGCUCCUGACCUUGAGCCUGUCCUCACAGCAUCGUUGUGUGCCGCGGGAACAUCUAUUUUGUAUGUGACUUCUACAGGGUCAUCCAGCUGCUGUUAGAAUCUGAACUGAAAAGUCUCCAGUUUUUGUCCUGCUGGCAGAUUUCAUCAGCAGAGGCUACCAUGACUUUGGACAAAUUGGUUAUCAAGUGUGGAAACUUUGCAGUCUUGGUAGAUUUCCAUAUUGCGCCGCAGGACCGUAUGUGGUUUUCUGAUCAUCAGAGAGAGGAAGUCUGCCUUCUGCUGAAAGAUGCAGUUGAAUCAAGAGUAAAACAGUACUUGAGAGCACGUAAAUUGCAUGGCCGGUGCAAGCCAACAGAAUAUGGAAAAGCUAAUCCUCUGUCUUUAAGAGCGGACGAGUUUCACGUUUCAGCUUAUUUCGUCAAAAGAUGGGCUAAUCUGCGAUGUAUUGGACAACAGUACAGUGAAUUGCGUGUAUUUCCGGAUCGUUUUGUGAUUUAUGUCUCAAGACUUGAACCCAAUCCAUCUUCUUGGGUCAGUGAAAGUGUGGCACUGGAGGAAAAACUGUUCACCAAGGUGUCUGAAUAUUUUCAAGAUAGAAAAUGCCAGAGUUCCCUGACUCAACAGGAAAAACAAGAUACUCUGAAAAAAUUAGUGAAGAGGGCAACACCAGCUAAUGAAAGGGAACCUCAGCCCAGCAAGGACACCAUGAAAGUAUAUCUUGGCUCCCCGGGCUCAGACAGGGAGUAGGAAGAAUGCAUUUUCGAUGCUCAGCCUGAAGGAAAAUGUAGGCGUAAAGCACAACCAAAAGAUUGCAUAAAUACAGCUGAGCGCAGUUUGGGACUUCCUGUUUCAGAAUGGGCAAUGAUGCGAACUGGAGACAGCCAAGCAAUGCUAACAGCCAGCAAAAACUUCAUUUGUGGAGUGGUUAGACCUGACUUCUCUGC
Messenger RNA from Python bivittatus (Burmese python), 1041 nucleotides. The record is from RefSeq and is a predicted model, not a curated record. Lineage: Eukaryota; Metazoa; Chordata; Lepidosauria; Squamata; Pythonidae.